GUGCAGCAGUGGCCCUGGCUGCAUCCGCCUCCCGGCGUCGAAGCACCGGAAGCGUCUUGCGCCGAACACGAAAUCACCAGGUUUCUGCCGUGGCGAUGCACGGCACACCCGUGUGUGCUGGGGUGGUCAUCACCGGUGGUGCCGCUGGAGUGGGCUUUGCUUAUGCAGACGAAUUCCUGGCACGGGGACACCAGGUGGUCAUUUGCGAUGUCAAGGAUUGCUCUGACGCGGUGGAAUCCCUGAAGAAGAAGCACGGAGAGAAAGCAAGCAUUUUUAGCACCGUGUGCGAUGUGUCGAACAUCGAGAGCAUCAACAAACUGAUUGACUUUGUGAAGGACAAAAUUGGAGUUGUGCACUACUGGAUCAACAAUGCAGGCAUCAACGGUGGCCGAAGACGCUUCACCGAGAUCAGCCCUGAAACGGUCGAGGCCGUCAUUCGUGUGAAUUUGGGUGGAAUCCUCCUUUGCACCCAUGCUGCAAUGCGCGUGAUGGAGCAACAGGCUGGAGUUGAAAGCCACAUUUUCAACACGGUGGGCAGCGGCGUCAAGGGUGGUGGCACUCCAGGCUAUGUGGCCUAUGGCGCCACCAAGCGAGGCUUGCCGCAGAUGACGGAGUCCUUGGUGAAAGAAUUGGAGGAGGGCGUGCAGGGGUAUGAUGCCGUGGAGACUCCCGGGAAGGUGAACUGCCAUUGCCUUUCGCCCGGCAUGGUCUUCACCGAUCUCCUCCUGAACGACAGCACCCCGGAACUUCGAAAGUUCCCCUUCGGCGUGUUGGCCGCGCAGCCCGAGGAGGUGGCAGCCGACCUUGUCCCCAAGAUCAUCAACGUCAGCGGCAACGGCAAGUCGGUUGAGUUCCUGACAGUGGACAAGAUUCUCACCAAGUUCUUUCAGAGGUUUAUCCUUGGCGAGAAGUCCAAGUACAUCGAUGAUGAUGGGAACGUGAUCAAAAUGCCUGGUGCGGACUAUGCGGACAAUGGCGUGCGGGUCCUUUACAACGAUAUGAAGUGAUGGCAGGUCAGGUUUCUUGGACUCCGGCUGGGCUGCAGCACGAUCCGGAGGCUUUUAAGUUGCGCCAAAGUGGCCAGCAGGCGCGGCAAGCAUCACAGCAUCUGUGUCGUAC
Molecule: messenger RNA, 1119 nt
Organism: Cladocopium goreaui
Lineage: Eukaryota; Dinophyceae; Suessiales; Symbiodiniaceae
Source: the annotation of a GenBank genome assembly